GCGGCAACAAACUGAUGGCGAUGCUCUCCGGUAUUCUAUUGGUGCGGUGUUAAUGGGCACAAUCCUGGAUGCCUCCUCCGCAUGACACGAGCAAUCUCAACAGUUUAAUGCGUUAUGGUUCCUGACAUUUUGUUAUUUCGCUAUUGGCACAGAAACCAGUUUUCACCGAGCGGUACCAUACUGACUUGUUCGAAGGUAUCGAGUUAGUUUUGCACAGGGAAUAAUUGGGUUCGGCCGGCCCAACCUCUAGUGGCUAGGGUAAUAGUCCUGCAGAGUUCGUUCUCUGCGGCAUCAAUUCUCCUAUUGGUUGAGACCUACAACGCUUCACUGAUGCUUCGGGUCUUGGUCCCUGCACGAAGUCUAGACUGCAUCGAUAUUGCUUUUCUGUGCCAGUUCGCUCUGGCCACAAACCUCUAAAAUCUGCCCCUAUUGUUGCUUCACAACUCUAGGGUUCCUGGAAAAGAGGGAGAUUACCCCCCAUAUGCGUCGGUGUCAUCAAGUCAAUCAUUCAAAUCGAUGCGCCGCGGGUAUGGGGAUUGGUGUGCACUGCUUGAGAAAACUUCUCCUUGUUCAAUAGUGGAUGCGGUGGUUAUUGGUGCUCUACAUUUCUUAUUUCUUUCCGGGGGUUAUUUUGGGACACGGGGGGGGAUUUGCCUGCAGUGUAGAAGGGUCAUUCUGCUCGGCGACACUGUCACCCUUCCACGGCUACUUCUACGACCUAGCCUAACGAUAAACGCUAACAGAAUACUUAAAUUAAACCCUCACUGAUGAAGUUCAUGUAGAUUUAAAAAUAAAAUUAUGAUAAUACUU
Molecule: messenger RNA, 810 nt
Organism: Tuber melanosporum (Perigord truffle)
Lineage: Eukaryota; Fungi; Ascomycota; Pezizomycetes; Pezizales; Tuberaceae
Exons: 5
Coding region: 517-768 (83 amino acids)
Source: RefSeq, a predicted model, not a curated record